UCUAAAUCUGUCUGUGAGAUGCGUGACACGAAACGCAAAUUGUAAUGGUGGACGUCCGUCAUAUUUUGCAGGAGUACAUCAGUUGUUCAGAGCCAGACAUUUUACUAGUAAAUCUUGUAAAUUUGUAAUUGUGCAGCGUAAUUAUGUUGUGCGUGUGGUUAGCUAAAUAAUACAAUAACAUUUGAGAAAGUCGCAUUUAAGUCUUUCGAUUAAUUGACAGAAUUAUUUACAAUGGCUGCGACAAGGAGACUUCAAAAGGAAUUAAAUGACAUAAGACAGUCAGGGCUGAAAUCCUUUAGGGAUAUCCAAGUUGAUGAAUCUAACAUCCUUACAUGGCAAGGACUUAUUGUCCCUGAUAACCCACCAUACAACAAGGGUGCAUUUCGGAUUGAAAUUAACUUCCCAGCAGAAUACCCUUUCAAGCCACCCAAAAUUAGUUUUAAAACAAAGAUAUAUCAUCCCAAUAUUGAUGAAAAGGGCCAGGUGUGCUUACCAAUAAUAAGUGCUGAAAACUGGAAACCUGCAACCAAGACUGAUCAAGUGAUCCAAGCACUAGUUGCCCUUGUGAAUGACCCAGAACCAGAGCACCCAUUACGUGCAGAACUUGCUGAAGAAUAUCUGAAGGAUAGAAAGAAGUUUACAAAAAAUGCAGAAGAAUUCACUAAAAAACACAGUGAAAAGCGACCCACAGACUAAAUCAUCAACUAUGUGAAUUUACUAAACCAUGGGUUUACAGCAAUGAAUUUUAUUCUUUAAAAACAUCUUAAUAAUGCAAUUAUGAUUAUACUUACAGGGUUAAAUUUGAAUUUAUACUGUUUUUUUAUUUGCAUUUAAUAUUAAGUUAUAAGUUAAACCAGUCAUCAUAGGUUUCAUACCCUAAUCUUAAGAAGUCCAAUACUUUAGUCAUUGCUGUAUAUCCAGGUUAUUUACCUCUUCACUGAUGUCUGCUAUCGCUUAUCAUUGUCACCAUAUUGCUUGCGGAAACUGAGCACUCUUUAAGACUAAAUUAGGUAAUAGUGAUUGGAAGUUGAAGAAGGUUGAGGAAUGCUUUGAAAUUAAUGCUUAGUUUUGUAAUUAGAUUUUUGGAAUUGUCAAAUAAAUUGGGUAUCUAUUGUUAAAAUAUAUAUUGUAGGGUUCUUUAUUGGUUCUAAAAUAAUUUUCACCUCAAAGGUAGUCAGUCA
Molecule: messenger RNA, 1181 nt
Organism: Chilo suppressalis (striped riceborer)
Lineage: Eukaryota; Metazoa; Arthropoda; Insecta; Lepidoptera; Crambidae
Source: the annotation of a GenBank genome assembly